AUGCAGACUUCGCUCAUAGCCGCGACCAUAGCGCUUUUGGCGUGCGUAUCUGCAUGGGAAAUGCCACCAUCGGGCCAGAGAGAUCCUUCAUUGUGUGUUGCCCCAGCUGAGUACGAAGCGUGCAACAAAGAUGCGUGGGCCAAGGUCGACAAUUAUAUGAAUGGCAAGAAACGGGAUACAUCGGAGUAUGUCGAUUGUUUUUGCUUCAGCAAUGCAUAUCUGCUGAACUGCGAAGCACAAUUUUGCUGGAACAAGGUUUACGGAUGUGAAUAUAACGACAUAGCCGAGAAUUUACUCAGCUUUUGUAGUCCAGAUCUUGUAAAGAGCGACGGAAUUCCCUUCUGGCCGGCUCCUGGCAAUGCCCCGGGAGCUUGUUCUUGCGACAACAGCGCCACAGAUCUCGAGAUGGCUGACAUUUGGUCCACUACUCGUGAAGCUUGCAGUACCGGCGAAGUCACAGAUCCAAAUGACAAAAAUUCGGCGGCGAACUGUGGGUGCUGUUACUGGAGCAUCUCAUUUCUGUCAACAAUCGAGAGCUGCCCUAAAUAUGAUUUUCCAUAUUUUCGCUACGACGAUGAGAGGAAAGCAAAUCUCAGCAAUUUCGACAAGACCUGGUUGUCUUGCCAAGAUACUCUCCCAACCGCGGAUUGCAAGGCUUUAGGAUAUAGUUACACUCGCGAAGUGUAUCUACCUUCUGCUCUUCCCCUUCCGGGCACGGAGACAAUGUCCAAUCUUCCAGGUCAAGUCACUGCUCCUGUCAGUGGAUGGACAUUUACUUGGUCUGCUGCAAGGUUCAACUAUGCUGUGACUGCUUUCUCGCCGACUGGGACGAUUAUCAAUGUUCCUGCGUCCACAGAUUCUUCUUCGAGCUCUGGAGGAAUAUCGGGUUCUGCCAGCUCAGGGACAAUCACAUCUAGUCCUAUAGCAGCAACUUCGGCUUCGAGUUCGAGUGCAACUACAUCGACAUCUUGGGGGCAGAAAGCAAUGGAUGGAAAUUUAGUCUUGAAGGGCGCAGUUGCUUGUGUUCUGUUCCAAGUGAUUCUUGGUUUCUCGGUCUAG
Cadophora gregata is the source of this 1059-nucleotide messenger RNA. RefSeq lists its product as uncharacterized. Bases 1 to 1059 code for a protein of 352 amino acids. NCBI's taxonomy places the organism in Eukaryota, Fungi, Ascomycota, Leotiomycetes, Helotiales, Ploettnerulaceae. The record is from RefSeq and is a predicted model, not a curated record. The transcript is spliced from 3 exons.